GCAUCGCAUCGCGCGGCUGCCCAUAUUGAUCAGAAUUGCAGCGGCAGCAGCAGCAGCGGGACCGCAUCGAUCGAUGCCAUGACCCGCCGAGCCGUCUGGGGCUGCCUCCUGGCGGCCAGCGUCCAUGCCCGGCCCGACUGCCUCGUGGAGCUGGGCGGCGUCGCGGGCUACGUCUCGACGCAGGUCGACGUCCUCUCGCCGGAGCAUGGAAAGCGCUACACGGAGGGCGAAGCCAUUCCCCUGGGGCUGGAGGUGCAGGCCUGGCCCGUGGACAUCGCGGCGCGGCGCGACGUGCGGCUCUGCGUCGUCCUCGACGAGCUGGAGCCGGCGUGCAUUCCCGUCCUCGACCAGUCAUUGCCGACGUUACAGGAUUUGGGAGUGGGCGAGCACUUUGUCGAAGCGUAUCUAGCUCUCGACAAUAAAACGAGAUUAGACUGCAACCUCGCGGAGCACGACUCCGUCAUUUUUACAGUGGAACCCCCGAGGAACGCGACCACUAUUCUGUUAAGUGAGCUCCCCGACAAGAGCCACGUCGACGGGUUGCUGGUGAAGGUCCACGUUUUUCAAGUAGCGGUUGUGGAAGACCUGCGGACCUGGGUGAAGCUCGUGGACGAGCAUGGUAUUGUGAGAGAUAAGCAACCGUGCCGGGCCUACGUGACGGCCAUGCGGCGGGCCUGCGGCGAUUUGCGGGCGCCGGCACCGGGCAUUUAUACCGUGGAAGCCGACGGGGCGUCUUCGAUAGAGGUGCACGUCCGCGGUGACACGGGAGGCGAUGUAACGAUAGUCUCGGCGGCCGACGCGAAGUACUUUGAGCGGUUAUCGAACUUUAUCGGAAGUGUCCACUUCUGGGAGCCGUUUCUUCAUAUUGAUAUUUAUGACCUCGGGUUAUCGUCUGACCAACUUACACAUGUACAAGAGUGGGACCGCACAUCAUUAUUCAAGACGUCGUAUACGGAUAUACCGCUGGUGGGCUGGAAAUUCUCAGUAGUCUUGGACGCGUUGACACGUCAUACAAAAGUGCUCUGGAUGGACGCGAACGCCGAAUUGCGACGGCCACUCACGGCGAUCCGCCAUUCACUAGACGAGACGGGCUACUUUUUAACUGUAGCGGGCCACCGCUUCCCCACGCCGAAGACCGUGCGACCGGCUACAUUGCAACAUUUCGGUUGUCGAGCGGCCUUCGCCUCGAUGCCCGAGUGCACGUCGGCCUAUUUGGGGGUUGUCCGCGGUUCAGAGUUGCAUGCCCUCCUCCCUUCCUUAGACAAGUGCGCAUCUUCCAGAGCUUGUCUGUACCCUAAGGAUGCCGUGGGCAACACGAACCAACGGCGGGACCAGAGCGUGCUGAACGCCGCGCUCUGUCAUUCCACGAUAAAAUGUGACGCGGACCGCAAGUUCUGGAUGUGGGCGGGCCAGAAGGUCUUUACUCCUACCGAAGAUCCAUCUUCCUGGAACUCGUUGGUGCUCUUUUCGAGGCGGGGCCACGGCGCGCCCUAUUCACCGAGGGACGUCGCGGCGUGGAACGCCAAGCGGCGCGCGGCCGCCGCGAGCGCGGUCCCUUCUGUUCCCCAGAGUGCGGAGCGGCGCUUACCGGGUGGGUGGCACCUGGGGGACCUGUGA
Molecule: messenger RNA, 1617 nt
Organism: Pelagomonas calceolata
Lineage: Eukaryota; Pelagophyceae; Pelagomonadales; Pelagomonadaceae
Source: the annotation of a GenBank genome assembly